Molecule: messenger RNA, 4138 nt
Organism: Arvicanthis niloticus (Nile rat)
Lineage: Eukaryota; Metazoa; Chordata; Mammalia; Rodentia; Muridae
Source: RefSeq, a predicted model, not a curated record
UCUGAGAGACCCUGAAUGGUCCCUGUGAGUCCAGCUGCUGUGUCACCCAGUGACUGCCACCUCCAGCCCCACAGGCUGCUGUCAUGUCAGCUUCAGGAGAUGGGACCAGGGGUUCCCCCAAAUCCAAGGGCAAGACCCUGAGCAGUUUCUUCGGGUCCCUGCCUGGCUUCAGCUCUGCCCGGAACCUGGUGUCCCACACUCACAGAUCCACAAAGGACAUACAAACAGCCAUAGACCCCUCAGGGACUCUUGUCCCUCCAUCUCCAGUGGCCACCAACCCACAGAUGGCAGGGGGUGCAGCAGGGCUGCUCCAACCUUCUGAACAGACAUCUGGGGACAAGGACAUGGGAAGCUUCAAUGUGACAAGCAAAGAUGCCUUCUCCUCUGGAGUGGUUGGUAUCAUGGAUGCUGCAAAAGGAAUGGCCCAGGGGGGCCUGGGUGCCACCCAGUCGGCCCUCAUGGGCACUAAGGAGGCAGUGUCUGGAGGUGUCAUGGGAGCAGUGGGCAUGGCCAAAGGUCUUGUCAAGGGAGGUUUGGACACCUCAAAGAAUGUCCUCACCAAUACGAAGGACACAGUUACCACAGGACUCAUGGGAGCGGCAAACAUGGCCAAAGGGACAGUGCAGACAGGCCUGGACACCACCAAGUCUGUGGUCAUAGGCACAAAAGACACGGUGACCACAGGACUCACAGGGGCUGUGAACGUGGCUAAGGGGACAGUGCAGACAGGCCUAGACACCACCAAGUCUGUGGUCAUGGGCACCAAGGACACGGUGACCACAGGACUCACAGGGGCUGUGAACGUGGCCAAAGGAGUAGCCCAGGGAGGCCUGGACACCACCAAGUCUGUGGUCAUGGGCACAAAAGACACGGUGACCACAGGACUCACAGGGGCUGUGAACGUGGCCAAAGGAGUUGCCCAGGGAGGCCUGGACACCACCAAGUCUGUGCUGAUGGGCACCAAGGACACGGUGACCACAGGACUCACAGGGGCUGUGAACAUGGCCAAAGGAACAGUACAGACAGGUCUGGAUACCAGUCAGAAAGUGCUGAUGGGCACCAAGGACACGGUGACCACAGGACUCACAGGGGCUGUGAACGUGGCCAAAGGAGUAGCCCAGGGAGGUCUGGACACCACCAAGUCUGUGGUCAUGGGCACCAAGGACACGGUGACCACAGGACUCACAGGGGCUGUGAACGUGGCCAAAGGAGUUGCCCAGGGAGGCCUGGACACCACCAAGUCUGUGCUGAUGGGCACCAAGGACACGGUGACCACAGGACUCACAGGGGCUGUGAACAUGGCCAAAGGAACAGUACAGACAGGUCUGGAUACCAGUCAGAAAGUGCUGAUGGGCACCAAGGACACGGUGACCACAGGACUCACAGGGGCUGUGAACGUGGCCAAAGGAGUAGCCCAGGGAGGCCUGGACACCACCAAGUCUGUGGUCAUAGGCACAAAAGACACGGUGACCACAGGACUCACAGGGGCUGUGAACGUGGCCAAAGGAGUUGCCCAGGGAGGCCUGGACACCACCAAGUCUGUGCUGAUGGGCACCAAGGACACGGUGACCACAGGACUCACAGGGGCUGUGAACGUGGCUAAGGGGACAGUGCAGACAGGCCUGGAUACCACCAAAUCUGUGGUUAUGGGCACCAAGGACACGGUGACCACAGGACUCAUAGGGGCUGUGAACGUGGCCAAAGGAGUUGCCCAGGGAGGCCUGGACACCACCAAGUCUGUGGUCAUGGGCACCAAGGACACGGUGACCACAGGACUCACAGGGGCUGUGAACAUGGCCAAAGGAACAGUACAGACAGGUCUGGAUACCAGUCAGAAAGUGCUGAUGGGCACCAAGGACACGGUGACCACAGGACUCACAGGGGCUGUGAACGUGGCCAAAGGAGUUGCCCAGGGAGGUCUGGACACCACCAAGUCUGUGGUCAUGGGCACCAAGGACACGGUGACCACAGGACUCACAGGGGCUGUGAACGUGGCCAAAGGAGUUGCCCAGGGAGGCCUGGACACCACCAAGUCUGUGCUGAUGGGCACCAAGGACACGGUAACCACAGGACUCACAGGGGCUGUGAACGUAGCCAAAGGAGUUGCCCAGGGAGGUCUGGACACCACCAAGUCUGUGGUCAUGGGCACCAAGGACACAGUGACCACAGGACUCACAGGGGCUGUGAACGUGGCUAAGGGGACAGUGCAGACAGGCCUGGAUACCACCAAGUCUGUGGUCAUGGGCACCAAGGACACGGUGACCACAGGACUCACAGGGGCUGUGAACGUGGCCAAAGGAGUUGCCCAGGGAGGCCUGGACACCACCAAGUCUGUGCUGAUGGGCACCAAGGACACAGUGACCACAGGACUCACAGGGGCUGUGAACGUGGCUAAGGGGACAGUACAGACAGGCCUGGAUACCACCAAGUCUGUGGUCAUGGGCACCAAGGACACGGUGACCACAGGACUCACAGGGGCUGUGAACAUGGCCAAAGGAGUUGCCCAGGGAGGCCUGGACACCACCAAGUCUGUGCUGAUGGGCACCAAGGACACAGUGACCACAGGACUCACAGGGGCUGUGAACGUGGCUAAGGGGACAGUGCAGACAGGCCUGGAUACCACCAAGUCUGUGGUCAUGGGCACCAAGGACACGGUGACCACAGGACUCACAGGGGCUGUGAACGUGGCCAAAGGAGUUGCCCAGGGAGGCCUGGACACCACCAAGUCUGUGGUCAUGGGCACCAAGGACACGGUGACUACAGGAAUCACAGGGGCCAUGAAUGUGGCUAAAGGGACAGCACAGAUGGGUCUUGGCACCAGUAAGAAUGUGCUGAUUGGCACAAAGGACACUGUAUGUGCUGGGGUCACAGGAGCCAUCAACAUGACCAAAGGAGUUGCCCAGGGAGGCCUGGACACCACCAAGUCUGUGCUCAUGGGCACCAAGGACACGGUGACCACGGGACUCACAGGGGCCUUUAAUGUGGUUAAGGGGACAGUGCAGACAGGCAUGAAGGACACUGUCUGUGUUGGGGUUAAGAGUACCAUGAACAUGGCUAAAGAUAUUCAUAAGAACACGGACACUACCAGAGACACACAGUGUACCGUGCUGGCUCAUUCAGGUGAUGUAGCCACCAAUGCCAUCCACACAGGUGUUCACACAAUCCCGAGUUUUCUCUCUGGCUCUCAUUCCACCAUAUGUCAUGAGCCUAGCUGUCACAGAUCCACCAACCAAGGGGUAGGACAGGCCGCCCUGACUUCCACAGAGUUCCUGUGCUCUGAGACCAAUAGCUUCUCAGACACAUACGGCUUAGGGCAUGUCACAGAGCCCAUAGGUGCCACCAAAACCCUUGUGUCUGGUAUGGCUUCAUCUGCCCACACAACUCCCAGGUCUGUGGAGGAGUGUGGUCAGCUGGCUGCCACAGGCUUUGCUGCACUUCGUCAUGAGUUGAAAGGGUUGGGUGAUAUCUUCCAGCCCAUGACAGCUGAAGAACAAGCUCAGCUGGCGGCCUCAGAGUCAGGGCCCCGAGUACUCUCUGCUGAUCGGGGAAGCUACUACAUCCGCCUGGGUGACCUGGCCCCCAGCUUCCGCCAGCGGGCUUUUGAACAUGCCCUGAGCCACAUACAGCACAACCAGUUCCAAGCCAGGGCCACACUGGCCCAGCUCCAGGAGGCCUUCCAGAUGACAGACAUGACCAUGGAGGCUCCAGGUGGAAAGCUGUGCAGGGACUUGAGCUUGAGUACCACGGCAGAGGCUACUGGUAGCCAUGAGUUCUUUUCAGGGACGCUGACCCUGCUACAUGGUUCCAAGGCUUCAAUCCUGGGACUUCUACUGCAACUAAGGCUGCACAUUCACAAUGGCCUCUCCCAGUGCCAGCCCUCGGCUGCUCUUCAAGACUUCUUCAGCCUUCAAAACAGCACCACCUAGGUGACUUCAUAUAACUAAGUUUGACUGCCAACACAAGAUGCAAGUUUGAUGCUUUCAGCCUCUGUGUGCUAACCCUGAAGAAUCUCUUCCCAGAUUUUGCCUCAGCAAUGCUGGUCUCUGUCACCUAUGAUUCUUAACUCCAGCAUCGAUUUUUCUCACAAAGCAAAGGUUUCACUUUAGUAGGAUGGGCCAAUAAAAGAAUCCUUAACAUA